GCGUCAGCGCCUGUGGAUAUGUGCGUCGGGACGGGGGCACGGUGUCGCUGGAGGGUCGAGGAAGAUGGAGAUUCAAUAGAAGCUGUGCGACUUGUAGCAGGGACUCGGCGACGGUGCGAACGUUUGUAUCGUCAUUUACAGGCGAAUGUUGUGUGAGGACCCGUGGAGGAAGUGCUUCCGUCGCAGUGAGGCAGCUAAUGUAGGCAGAGCUGGGGACGGCUGGAGCUGCUGGGGGGUUUUUGGAGAGGGAAAACAACAUGGCUGCGGUGGAGCUCGAAUGGAUCCCAGAGACACUGUACAACACGGCUAUCUCGGCUGUGGUGGACAACUACAGCCGAUCGCGAAGGGACAUACGGUCACUGCCAGAAAACAUACAGUUCGAUGUCUAUUAUAAGCUUUAUCAGCAGGGCCGACUCUGCCAGCUCGGAGGAGAGUUCUGUGAGCUGGAGGUGUUUGCUAAAGUUCUGCGGGCCUCAGACAAAAGACACCUCCUGCACCACUGUUUCCAGGCCCUAAUGGACCAUGGUGUGAAAGUUGCCUCAGUUCUGGCCAACUCCUUCAGCCGCCGCUGCUCCUACAUCGCAGAGUCUGAUGCCCACGUCAAAGAGAAGGCCAUCCAGUUUGGCUUUGUGCUGGGUGGAUUCUUGUCUGAUGCGGGUUGGUAUGGAGAUGCAGAGAAAGUAUUUCUUUCGUGCCUGCAGCUGUGUACGCUGCACAGUGAGGUCCUCCAUUGCUACCGGGCUGUAGAAUGCUGCGUCAGGCUACUUCAUGUCCGCAAUGGUAAUUGUAAGUACCAUCUGGGAGAGGAGACCUUCAAGCUCGCUCAGUCUUACAUGGACAAACUAGCCAAACAAGGCCAUCAGGCCAAUAAGGCUGCGCUGUACGGCGAGCUUUGUGCCUUGCUCUUCGCCAAAAGCCACUAUGAUGAGGCAUACAGGUGGUGUAUAGAGGCUAUGAAGGAAAUAACUCCAGGGCUGCCUGUCAAAGUAGUGGUGGAUGUCCUCCGGCAAGCCUCCAAGGCCUGCGUGGUGAAGAGAGAGUUCAGAAAAGCAGAGCAGCUGAUCAAACAUGCAGUGUUUCUAGCAAGAGAACAUUUUGGACACAAGCAUCCCAAGUACUCGGACACGCUGCUAGAUUAUGGAUUUUACCUAUUAAACGUUGACAACAUAUGCCAAUCAGUGGCUAUUUACCAGACGGCGCUGGACAUCCGGCAGUCUGUGUUUGGGGGGAAGAACAUCCACGUUGCCACAGCCCAUGAAGAUCUGGCUUACUCAUCAUAUGUGCACCAGUACAGCUCUGGGAAAUUUGACAAUGCUCUAUUCCAUGCAGAACGUGCCAUAGACAUCAUAACUCACAUUCUGCCUGAGGACCAUCUCCUGCUGGCCUCCUCCAAAAGAGUCAAGGCCCUGAUACUGGAGGAAAUUGCCAUCGACUGCCACAAUAAAGAGACAGAAGAGCGCCUCCUGCAGGAGGCUCACGAUCUGCACCUCUCAUCACUUCAACUGGCCAAGAAGGCCUUCGGAGAAUUCAACGUCCAGACGGCCAAACACUACGGCAAUUUAGGACGGCUCUACCAGUCCAUGAGGAAGUUCAAGGAGGCAGAGGAGAUGCACAUUAAAGCCAUUCAGAUCAAGGAGCAGCUCCUGGGCCACGAGGACUACGAGGUGGCUCUGUCUGUUGGCCACCUGGCAUCUCUCUACAACUACGACAUGAACCAGUAUGAAGACGCAGAGAGGCUUUACCUGCGCUCCAUCGCUAUUGGUAAGAAACUGUUUGGAGAGGGUUACAGUGGGCUGGAGUACGACUACAGAGGCCUGAUCAAACUCUACAACUCAGUGGGAAAUUACGAGAAGGUGUUCGAAUACCACAACGUGCUGUCCAACUGGAAUCGGCUUAGGGACAGGCAGUUUGCUGUGGCGGACGCUCUGGAGGACGUCAACACUACGCCCCAGCAGACCCAGGAGGUGGUGCAAGCUUUUUUGUUGGCUCAGAGCUUAGGCCCCACCCGCCCCUGUCUCGGCUGAUUUUAUGAGUGAUGAGAGGAAAAACAGACACGUGGGGAUUAGCCUGGGGAAGAUGCGAAAUGAGCCCAAAUGUGAUGCUUCAGUGGCACACAAAUAAUUAGUGAUACACAGUUAAUCAAAGCAUCACUGGCAAAUGAGUUGGCUGGUGUGGUCAACUGUAAGCUGCCAGUGUGCGCGCGCACACACACACACACACGAACACACACAGUAGAGAUAACACCAUUGUCAAACCUCAUUGACACCCAGACAAACCACCAGGAUGCAACUUCAGACAGGAUGCAGCUUCACCUCACAGAUAAUACUGUUCCGUUUCUCCAAGAGAAGGAGAACCCAUGACUGAGGUGGGGGUGGGGGUUCAAAAAGACCUCAAACAUCCUGAGAGGAUGACUAAUGACCCCUUCUCCUCACUAGCCCUGCUUGCCUUUUUCUUUUCAGUUUGGAAUCUGAGGACAUUAUUGCUUUUGUAUUUGAGCCAGAGUAGCUCUUAAUGCCAUGACACUCAUUGCAGAACAAAACCAUAUUCUCCAGGAUUGUGAAUUACAGAGCAUCUGGACCCCACUUGAGAAAUGUGUUCAAGCCCACAUCCAUCAGCAUCAUAACUCAUCGGAUCACAGAUGGAAGUUGUCUAAUAUUUGACACUUGUACAGUGUAAUGAUACUGCAGAUUGUACACUUAUAUUUCAGUUGAAGGCUUCUUUGUUAUUUCUUUUGCAAGGAAAUGAAAGUGGACCUUGUUAUGAACUGCUUGGUGGAGAUUAAACAGUGGAAUGUGUUGAACCAGUGGGUAAAUUGUUACACACAUAACGGGCUUCACAGGUUUGUUUUCAAUUUAUUUUAUCUGUUUUUUCCAGCUUAGUCCUGACAUAGCAUCAUUAAAAUGCCAAUAACUUAUAUACAGAAGUGUGUUUAUGUAGCCCUUUGUUAAUGCUUUCCUUACUGAGUAAACAAGUCAACACUUUCUUUAAAAACAAGGGACAUGACUCGGAGUGAAAAGAGGAUGAUGCUACAUGUACAGAGGUUAAAAGCCUCCCCUUCUUUGUUCAUGUGAAGGUGUGGCUUUGUGUGUCUGUUUGUGUGUGGGUGUCAGUAUUCACAGAUAUAACUCUGGGUGCCCAAGUGCUCCACUGGUGACUACCAGCCUUACACCAGCUUGCAGUUAUGUCUGUAGACGGACCCAUACUUCUAAGUGCUAAAUAAACGUAUACCCUUAAGGGUACUACAAUGGGUACAAAAAUGUGGUGUGUAUGUGAGUGUAUGUGUACCUGUGCAUCUGGCCUUUCCUUUCCACUCCAAUAUCCCAUAAAUGCAAGGAUCCAUGUAUAUGGGUUUUUUACUGGACUUUUUGCCUCCAUCAGUCAAAGUGUUUACGACCAAAAUCUCAUCUUUUGUUUCCUCUCACAGCUGAACUGUCUCAGUGCAGCUCCUAAAACUGUGACGGUCACUUCCUCAUCGGUAAAAAUCAUCUUUCCCACCAAUCUGAUACUUCAUUGAUGUUGCUGCUUAGCUACUGGUCCACCUCAUAUUGAAAGGAUCAGUUGACUCAUUUAAUUUAAAAAGAGGAUUUGUCUCACUUAACCGUAGCGCAGAGUUUCCCGAACUUUCACCAGAUUUUCAUAGCUGAACAAUGUUGAAUCGGCUGACACAUUGCAUUAACAAAAUCUUCGAUAUUACCCAUAUUUUAAGGAUCCAUUGGUUAUUCAUAUAGUUAACAUAGAAUUUCACUUACACAACACAUCUUACACAUGAAUGUAUGUAGCAUUUCUCCUGUAGAUUAGAUUUCAUCAGUCCUGCUUCGUCUGUUAAACUUUCAUACUGUCAGAGGUGAUCAUGGCUGGUAACUCAAACCAAAACAAUUCAAGGUAAAAUCCUACUUUAAUUUACAGUGACUCAUUACAAUGAAGGGUAAAAUGAAUGUAACUCUACAGUCAAAAAUACAGUAAAUGUGUAAAGAGAUAACUGAUGGGAUUUUGCUCUGAACAGUGCGUCCUGAUGGAAUGUGUGAAUGUCCAGCUGGAAAACAGAUUUUGGCAUAAAUGUCUGCAACAUUACUGAAAACGUGAUGCCUUCACGUACCCCACUGUUUUUUUAAUGACUGAAGAAAUGAAGCUUUGUCGUGAUGUUGCUUCAGUGCUGUGACACAUCUCUCCCUCGAGCAGUGAUGUGAGUCAGUGGGUCCAGCUGAGGAGGUCCAGCCUUAGUCCCCUUAAAGGACGCUCCGCUCCACUCAUGGUGCUUCUACAGGCACCCCCCCCCCCCCCCCCCAAUACAACCCCCUCAGUGACGGGACGUUUGCACAGUGUAUGUAAACUAGACGUAGUUAUUAAAUCAAGUUCACUAGUCACCCUCCCUCCUUUCUUCACCCAUUCAUCCUCUUCGCCCCUCCCUCCCUCCUACUCGUAUCCCUUCAUCCUCCUUCCUACCUUCAUCCUCUUCUCCGGCCUUCAUCCCAAACCUCACCCCUUCAUCAUCUUCUCCCUCCCUCUCCCCUCAUUCAUUCAUCCUCUUCGCAGAUGUGUGUUAUUGUGGAGCGGGGCUUAUGGCAAUGAUCAAUACAUUUCUUAUCAUUGUGAAGAAAAAUUGCAAAAAUUGGGAAAAAUCUACCCUGAGAUACUCGUGCAUCGUUAAGAUGUUGUGUUCAUUCGAUCUGUCUCAUCCUCUGCUACACUUUAAUCAAAGGUCAUUUCUCUACUUGUUGAACUUCAGUCUGUUAGGGCUGCUGUGUUUACCCCACUGGCAAGAGACUCAUGCUUCUUCUGUGGUGGUGACAGAUUUGUCUCUGUGCCACCUGUAAAAGUUUAACAAAUCUGUUCCCAUUGAUUUUGACAUGAAGUGUUUACAGUCUAUACUGAACCUGAAGUGUCAGUAUCUCACCAUGAUGUCACAUUUUCUGUUGGGCUGACAGGAAAAAGAAAAGUACAUUUCAGACGAUGGACUCAGACGUGUUUUAAAGCAGUGUUUAAAUGUAUUGAGAGUGUCUUUCCUUUAAUAUGACCUCGAUAAAUCAGCUGACUGGUGGAAUGUAGGAGACAGGGUUUGACUGUCAUCAGUGUGAUCUGAAAGGGAAUGAAAUAGUUGUAAGGGCUAGAGGAGGGGCGGCGAGUCAGGGUGGCGAGUCAGGGCGGGGGCUGGCUGUGGACGUUGGACAAAUGUUAAAGCUGUGAUCCCACCUUUCAGUUCAGACAAUGUGACUGCCACAAAAUGUGAUGAGGGAAUGUUUCACUGUUGUCUUGUUACUGCUUCACUGUUAGCUGCAAAAACAUUAAAACUUAAAGUGUAUCCUUGAUCACAAACA
Molecule: messenger RNA, 5315 nt
Organism: Pleuronectes platessa (European plaice)
Lineage: Eukaryota; Metazoa; Chordata; Actinopteri; Pleuronectiformes; Pleuronectidae
Gene: appbp2
Product: amyloid beta precursor protein (cytoplasmic tail) binding protein 2
Exons: 13
Coding region: 258-2024 (588 amino acids)
Biological process (GO): intracellular protein transport
Molecular function (GO): protein binding
Source: RefSeq, a predicted model, not a curated record